Funneliformis caledonium is the source of this 405-nucleotide messenger RNA. Lineage: Eukaryota; Fungi; Glomeromycota; Glomeromycetes; Glomerales; Glomeraceae. The record is from the annotation of a GenBank genome assembly.
AUGUCUAAAGAAUUUACAAGCAGACAUCCUAAUAGAGAACAAUUAACUAUAUUAAUGGCUACCAAGAUUACCAAAGUAAGAUUUAAAGUACAAUAUAAUUAUAAAAAAUGUGAUGGUAACUGGGUCGAUUUAAGAACUCAAAAGAAACGGCAUCAUAUCAAAGAUCCAAGAUUGAGAAUCCCUUCCAGUUUUAUAUCAGUAAAAUAUCAACCAGUUACUUCAAAAUCUCUUCGACAAGAAAAUUUUAGUAAAAAUAUUCAUAUGUUCAAUUACAAUUUAGUUUUAUUUAGUGACGAUAAGCAACAUAUUUUUGAUACAAAACCAGAACCUGUUAUAAAAAAAGAUGAAGAUACGAUCAGUUUUGUCAACGAUGAAGAAGAUGUUUCUCACUUGGAUGUUGAUUAA